Molecule: messenger RNA, 329 nt
Organism: Paramecium octaurelia
Lineage: Eukaryota; Ciliophora; Oligohymenophorea; Peniculida; Parameciidae
Source: the annotation of a GenBank genome assembly
AAUGAGUGUUCUGAUGGUCUAUUAGGAAUUGGACCGAAAUCAUAUUUCUUUUCGAUUAAAUGAUGAAUGGGAGGAUAGGAGUCUAUCUUCUCAUAUGGUUGAUGGAGCUAUGGAUCAAUUCCAAACCCUUAAUGAUAUUAAUUAAAUGGAGUCACUGAAUCAAUAGGUGGGAUCUUGGUGUAUUUACUUGGAGGGUCUGGUUAAUGUUCAUAAUGUGUAAAGCUAGGAUGUUCUGAAAUUUAAGGGAAAUGAUCUUUAUAGUUUAAAAGAGGAUCUUAGAAAUGAUUAUUAUUAUUAUAGGUUGAAUAGAUGUCACGAUUAAAAUUGAA